AUGCACACUCGACUGUCUUUCUGAAGGUUUAUUUCUCACACACACAGUUAGCGGUAGCUAGACAGCAGUUAAACUGGUCAGGUAGUCAGUAAAACUGACAAGUCGUACAGGUUCUGAUGAUAGCAGAUUUACAAAGGCACAUACGAAGGUUAAUAUACAAGAAAAGGGCUUUGAUAAUGCACAUAAAGGCAACAGUGCUUUGAUACCAGUUAUCAAAGCAAAAUAGAAUGAAUUUUUAUUCCACCUGCAUUCAUUUACAUCCAAAUACAACUCAGCCACGAAACAUAUGCUCAUUUUAACCAAAAUGUCACAGCACUCUUAGAGCUGGAGAGAGCAAUGCUGAGCACUAAAGAGCUACUAGAGUGUUGUAAGUCAUUUAUUUUGCUUGGUUUUUCUAUUGACUCAACAUUCAAGAUUGUUAUUUAAUGAGAGUCUGCUAUACUAAUGAAUCUUUGUGUGUACUGCCAGCUGCUGCUGCUGCUGCUGCUGCUCCAUCCUCAGCAUCGUCCUAGUUGUCAGCUGAACCGGGUCGAGCCACGUCAACGAAAACAGGUUUAGUGAAAGUCCACACCUGUUGGAUUGAGAGACCAUGAAUUGCUCUCCAAAAUUGAACGGAACCAUGAAUUUAACCGUUCUCUUUGUGUGUUUUCAGUGUUCCGGCCAUGUUCUGGCCUUGUUAUGUAAUAUUGUGUUUGCAUGAUGGUGUUCCUACUAACCAAUAGGGUUCGUGAAUUGAUUUCCUCAACGUUGAGGUGCCGUCCUUCACUGUCAAUACCACCUGCUGACACUAAAGGGAAACAACACAAGACGCUAGUGGAUGCCCCCGCCGCCACGCCGACAGUGAAGAGACCUGUGCCCCUUCCUGCUGAGCUGCAGUGUAUGGUCAAAGAGCUAGAGAGGACUGUCUCUGCACCAGCCGAGCCCCCUGCCUUGGCUUCCCCACUGGCACAGACAGCAGAUCAGGACAUAAACAGUUGGAGCUGCUCGCAUCAUCAGAAGAUUUGGAUGAGGACAGAACUCCAGUCUCUGGGACUGUGGCCUGGGUUCCAACAUAUGCUCAAGCCAGGGCACGCGCUUUCACUAUGGCGUCUCCCCCCACAGCCUGAACUCAUGGACACGGCGUCAACUCUCCCGUCCCGCAACCUCUUCCAGCUCCAUCCGUUUUUUAUCUGGAAACCUGAGAGUGACAUAAUGGUGAGGCUGAGGGAUAAUUAUGUACUCCCUUGCCUUCAUGGUUGUCCAAAGCCAGACGUUGUCUCAGCCGGUGUGGGAAGGCCGCGAGUGAUUGUCGGCACCAACAGACAAUACUACAUCUUUGCUUCGCGACUUCGCUGCGAGACGUGUAAGCGGAUGUGGUUUGCCGACAGUCCUCGGUGGCUGGACAAACUGCCAAAGCGCUUCACAAACAUUGUGCCAGCAUUCCUGACUUACAAGAAGGCCUUUUGUAAGUCUGUGCUUCAUGAGCUGAGGCGCACUGGCAAGUCGCCUUCUGACAUGGCAAAGCAGGUGAACAAACUGCUGCAUCUCAAGUAUGAACAGGCUCACCUGGCAUACCUCUGCAGCAUUCAGAACACCUGGGACGCCGAGGCUGGCGUUUGUGGGCAGCAAACGCCUGUGAGGAAGGAAGAAGCGCCAUGGUCGUUUGGAGCCUAUGAUGACGCAGAUGGAUGGUGUGGGGUCUCUGUCUCUGCCUCCUACUUAUCAGACUGCCUCACUGAUAUGUGCAAGCUCCAGCAGGGCACUUUUGGACAGGUCUUGCGCUCUGACCACACCAGGAAGGCUGACUCACUGGUUCCCGUGUCUCCCCCCCCUGGCCCGACACCAUCCGCAAACCUGGCCCCGUCCACCCCUGCACCUGUGGCCCAGCUGCCCCAGCUUCAACCUGCUGAGAGCCAUAAUGUACAGCUGAUGUCCCAAGGAAGCACGGGACAUCCAGCUAUAAUGGAAACCUCACCUCUGCCACUGGAGACACAGAAGCUGUGGCAAACUGGGGGAAGUGAGACUGUCCGUGUCCCCGUUGUGGUGCUGCCACCAGCCACUGUCAAUCCAGUCGAUCCGGACCAAGUGCCGCCUGAAAAGCCAUUGGCAGAGGACAAAGUACAGAAAAUGUUACAGGACAUAUUGCAGCAGCAGCAGCAGUUUCAGCAACAGCUACAACAGGUUCAGCUGCUGCGGCAGGAGCAGCAACAAAAGCCCCGGCAGAGCAAAACAUGUCAUGCGUGUGGGCAGCCGAUGUCGCGCCACCAAAAUGAUGGAUCGUCGAUCCAUCAUUUUUACCAACAAGGCCCUACACGCUACCACUACUGCUCCACAAAGGUCUUCCAGAGGUACUCUGCAGAGGGCCUGACAGACUCUAGAAUGCCCUUUGAAGCGUUUGCUCAGACCGCCUUCUUUCAGCGUGAGCUGCAGCUGACAAAGGGCAGAGUGGAGGAAAAGGCUGCCAAGAGGAGGAAACUGAUGGAACCUGUGGCUCCUCAAACGCAGGGGAGAAUGUGCCGCUUCUGCCAUACGGCGCUGAAGCAGAGCCCCCACAGCAAACAUAUCCACACGGGGUUUCCUGGAGUGGCAGGUAAGUACAUUUACUGCCCUCCGAAAGUCCUUAACCUCUACAGACCACAAGGUAUGGUGAAAGAAAUGACAUGGAGGGAAUUCCAGGCCUCACCCUUUUAUGCCAUGGAAAAGGAGAGGUGGACAGUGGAGAGAAAAAAAUAGAACAUGUCGGAUGUAAUCCUCUAACCAUAACCCUAACCACUAACACAAGGAACAGAUUUACAGACUUACAUGUUCUGUACAGGUGGACUCUGUCAUUGGUUGUGGAGAAGGAGUGUCUCAAUUGUGUUGUGUGCACAAUGUUGUUGUUAUGUUUAAUUUUUGAAGGAUAA
Molecule: messenger RNA, 2882 nt
Organism: Solea senegalensis (Senegalese sole)
Lineage: Eukaryota; Metazoa; Chordata; Actinopteri; Pleuronectiformes; Soleidae
Exons: 5
Coding region: 697-2712 (671 amino acids)
Source: RefSeq, a predicted model, not a curated record